AUGUCGUUUAGAACAAAGAACUCUGGUCGGGUUUUGCUUCCGUUCGGGUUAGAUUACAGUGAUAUAUCAUCCGCAGACCACACCACAGAGCAGCCUCAAUUGGUUUUACCAGUUAAUGGGCCAUUAACGCCAAAUGAAGAAGCAGCUGCCAAACAAUCUAUUGCAUUUUCUAAUCUCAUGUUGGAUGGUCCCUUUUAUACGGGAUCCACGUUGAAUACAAGCAAGGAGCAGGCGACGACCACGGCGCCGGAUGGGAUUGAAAGAUAUUCAGAUAAAUAUAAGAAGAUUAAAAAGAUAGGAAGAACCAUUGAAGAGCACCCGUAUCAGUUAGAAUAUUUCCCAGAUGAACUCUAUUCCGUUAUGGGGAUAUCGAAUAAACAGAAAAAGAAGUUAUUGUCAUUAUCUACGUUCAAAGCAGACGGGGGUUUGAAGCAAUACGCAGCACGAGAGUCAGAAGCUGAUAGCGCACAAUCCAUGUUGGAGAAGCUUAAAGACAUGGCAGAAGACUUAGAUUCCAAUAACGCAAAUCAUACGGCAAAGGAAGACGAAAAUGAAGAAAUAGAAGAAGAAAUGGAUGAUGACUUUGAAGAGGAUGAUGAUGAUGAUUAUAAUGCCGAAAAGUAUUUCGACGAUGGAGAUGAUGAUGUCGCCGACGAUGGAGACGAUGAAGCAGCAUUUUGA
This is a messenger RNA of Debaryomyces tyrocola, 681 nucleotides long. The record is from the annotation of a GenBank genome assembly. NCBI's taxonomy places the organism in Eukaryota, Fungi, Ascomycota, Pichiomycetes, Serinales, Debaryomycetaceae.